AUGCCUUUCACCCACAGUGCAAUCGCGAGUACCCAUGUCAACACUGUCUCGCCCGCAAAGUCCCUGAGUUAUGCGUUCGUGCCGUACACUCCCGCACCAUCCAACGCAAACGCGGCCGGACUCGACCCAGUGACGGCCGACCGCAUUGACCGAAUAGAAAACGUACUCAGCGUUGUCGUUCGCCACAAUCCGGGUAUCGGCGGCUACGAUGCCGUUCGCGAGUGGCUGGCUUCGUCGACGUUUCAACGGUUUCUCCAGUCGGCGCCGUCGACUCCGGCAUCCCCAUCGAGCCUCAUCCCGCAGCAGUUACAUCACCCCCCAUCACUCCCUCCCUCGCGCCCCAAAACGCUCGAUGGCCAACCGAUCGCAGUAGACGAGAUAGAAAAGAUAGAGCGUGGAGGAUCCAGCGAGGAGGAUGGCGGACGAGUGGGCAAGGGAUGGCUAGGCGAUUUGGAAGGUGGUAUGCCCGAGAGUAUGAAGAGCGGCGACAACAUUGCAAUCCGUCUCGACAACCAUGGCACACCGGCAGAGAACCUCCAGAGACUUAUUACCGACUGUGGCGUACAGGAGCUCAUCCAGGAGCUACCACCAAAGCCUUUCGCCGACCGCGUGAUCGACUGGUAUUUUACGCAUCUCAACCUUGUGCGGUACCCCAUUGACGAGCGCCUCUUCCGCAUCUCGUAUGAGGACCUGUACAACAAGACGACUGCUGUGGACCCAGCGAACAUUCGUGCACUGCCACUCGUGUUCAUCGUGCUGGCCAUGGCCGUCCGCCUCGCGCCAGACCACUGGGCCGGAGAUGACAACACGCGCAAGAUAUCAAGUCUGCGCAUGUACUGGAGCUCGCGACGAAGCAUCCUCAUUGCGACCGCAAUCCAGUCCGAGAGCAUCGAGCUGGUUCUGACUCGUCUGCUGGUAUGUCAAAUUCCGUUUACGGAAAGUGUGCUCACCCCCCAGUCUGCCAUGUAUCUCGUCCAGAUCCAUGACCGCCGCCUCACGGAAUGUUGGUCCCAGCUCGGCGCGUCAUUACGUACGGCACAGGCGAUCGGCCUCCACCGCGAUGGCUCAAAGAUGGGACUCGACCCCUUCCAGACAGAGUACCGACGCAGGCUAUGGAGUUACCUGUACCACGCGGACCGCCUGUACAGUCUGAUUCUCGGUCGUCCACCAAGCAUCUCGGACGCUUACACCGAUACCCUUGCACCCUCCAACGUUGAUCUGAACGAAUACGACUUGACCAACCCGUCUGCGCCCGUGCCACCUCCUCGGCCACUGAGCGAGCCGACGACUGCCACAUUCCUCAUUCUCCGGCGCCACCUGAGUGGCAUCAUUGGACGUAUUGUGCACCAUUUCCAGAAACUCAACGAGCCUGCGCAGUAUGCCGACGUCCAGCGACUCCAGGAGGAGCUGGACACGUUCACUGCCAACCUUCCUCCCCACUUCCGGAUGCGCGAUGCGGACAAGAGCCUGGACAGGCAGCACUACUGGCUCCCAGUUCACCGCUUCAUGCUCCUCACCGAGGUUCUCGUGACGACCAUUAUCCUCCAUCGCCCAUGGCUCCUUCGUCGCCUCACGAGCAACCGCUACCUGGCGUCGCGCUCUGCCUGCUUUGAGUCUGCCAAGCUCGACUUCCAGAUCCGCCAAGACUUCCAGCGUGACGUGCCCAACUUUGGCCUGUACUCUAUCACGGGCCAGUUCAAGAUGUUCAACAGUGCCAUGAUUGCCGGUAUUUCAGCCAUCAUCGACCCGCGUGGACCCGACGCCGACCAGAUGCGCCGCAUCCUGACCACUUUCCUGGAACAGCACCCGUGGUCGGCAGUGGCCGAGCUCGACGAGACAACACGCAAGGAGGUUCAGAUCAUCCACACGCUGUCGCGCCGCGCUGCCCAGAUCUUCGAGGACACCAUGGCUCCUGGCGAGCUCAACGCUCAGGACAAGGACAGCGUGUCCCUCCUCCUCGCACUCCGGCAGGGCGAGGUGCCCGGCACGUCGACGUACACCGGUUCCCCGGCGCACAUGGAUGCCGGCACACCGCGCAUGGCUGCCUCCGGCUCGAUGCCGCGCCCCUUUGCGCACCCUUCGCAGCCCGGCACCAGCUGGCAGAAAUACAUGUACUCGCAGCCGCCUGGCGCUUCGGGCAUGAUGCAGUCGCCGGCCUCGAGCGGCGGCCACGAAGAGGACCACUCGCAGCGCCUCCUCGACCACUGGCUCAGCGCAAAUUCCAACCUCGCCGUCGGCGCCAUGCCCACUGGUCCCAUUAUGGACCCCACCAUGGGCGGAGGCGCAGGGUACAUGCCCAUGCCCAUGGGCCCGCUGUCCGUGACCCCCAUGCCCAGCACGCCCGGGUUUGGCGCGCCGACCCCGGGUCCUAUGAGCGCGCCUGCCGGUGCGGGCGGCUCUGGCCUCGGCUCGAGCUUCAUGUGGGGCGCGAGCGGCGACGACACCCUCGGUGCGGCGGCGCACCACAACUCGGUUGGCGACACGACGUUCUCGUUCCCGCCCUCGGCUGGACUGGAUGGCACGGUGCUCGGUGUGGGAAGUGUGGGGAUGGGCGGCGGCGCAGACGGAAGUGGCGAGAACAGCGACGAGUACUGGAACACCCUCAUUGACGGUAUUCUUGGCACCACGGGCGGCAUGGUCAACAACCCCCAGGGAUGA
Molecule: messenger RNA, 2658 nt
Organism: Apiotrichum porosum
Lineage: Eukaryota; Fungi; Basidiomycota; Tremellomycetes; Trichosporonales; Trichosporonaceae
Exons: 13
Coding region: 1-2658 (885 amino acids)
Biological process (GO): DNA-templated transcription
Molecular function (GO): zinc ion binding; DNA binding
Source: RefSeq, a predicted model, not a curated record